Babesia ovata is the source of this 588-nucleotide messenger RNA. Its product is annotated as DNA gyrase B subunit, putative. The record is from RefSeq and is a predicted model, not a curated record. The transcript has a single exon. Lineage: Eukaryota; Apicomplexa; Aconoidasida; Piroplasmida; Babesiidae. Bases 1 to 588 code for a protein of 195 amino acids.
AUGGACGUUGAAGUUGAGUCAGUGGAGGCGAUUCCAUCUCCGGAAUCAGUGGAUGAGCACGUCUUCUACCGGCCUUCCCCGGACACGUAUAAGCCGCGAAAAAAAGCGGUCAAUGAAGAAUAUAUCGAAGCGGUAACAACGGGAUGGCCUUUAUCGGAUGCCUUCGCUUCGAGCAAGGAACCUGGCUCGAUGCUGGAAAACAAAUUACCGUGGCAAGUAAAGUGGUACCACCGCUUCGUACCGCCGAAGACUCCAGAGGAGUUGCAGAUCGGCCAACACUGGCGGUACGAAGCGCCUCGGCUAGAGGAGGUUCUAUCAGCCACACCCGAAAAGUCGACCAUGCUCACACCAACUUCACUCCCAGGGCUCAAGAGCAUGGCAACCAAGGUGCUCUCGGGAAUUCUGCAGGAUACGCUCGCACAAAACUCGUAUCAGAAGGCCUCCGAGGGCCGUACUAAUAAGGAGGGAGCCGGGAGCACUGUAUCAUCUCAGCUGCGCAUGCCAGAGGGGCAGGGUGGCACUAAGCGCUCCAUACUCGAGGCCUACACAUCGGAAAAGGAAAAGGCGAAAACAGCGAAGACCUCGUAG